Molecule: messenger RNA, 717 nt
Organism: Aureobasidium musti
Lineage: Eukaryota; Fungi; Ascomycota; Dothideomycetes; Dothideales; Saccotheciaceae
Source: the annotation of a GenBank genome assembly
AUGAGUCUUGCUCUGCAGCACGAGAGUGACCUUUGCCAGUUACCACACACUGUGGUCUGGCCUAACCAGGCUGCCGCAGCUCCAGUUGCGCCACCCCAUGCCGCCCCUCUCAUUGUCGCUNCCUCCCCUAUUGCCCCUGCUAUUUUUGGCCCUUCAGCCGCAACCGGAAACACUAUCGUGUCUUCUGAUGAUGACUCGGACGGGUUCGACGACGAGCACGAGGAGAUGGACCAGGACGUGGACCCAGCAUCUCCUGCCUCCAAACAUACUGUCCUCGUUAGCACGAUCGCAGACAUCAUUCGCAGAACGACAGUCAUUGGUCGUUACUACACUGAUCGGAUCGAUGAGCUGUCCAUUCCCGAAGGCACUCACGAGGUUGUCGGCAUUGAUGGACGUCCCAUUGAAGUCAAUCCAGCCGGAAUGCGACGAAAUGCUGCAAUGAUUCUCUAUCACGCCAUUGAGGAGCUUGAGUUGGCAGAGGCAGGUCUGAAAGCCGGUGGUCUGCAAGAAGAUCAAUUGGAGAGUCUGGCAAUGAGAGCCUGUGAAGCGAUGAGCCAGAUGUCCGUCGCCCUUACCUGGUAUCAGACUCAGAAAGGAAACACUGAAGACGAUAUGGGAAGACUGAGCAUGAUGCAUAGUGCCAUCGUUGACAACUUCGAUGUUGUGAAGGACGACGAGGGCGAGAACGAGAUGCAAGGGAAAGGAGGCAACUGUUAA